Messenger RNA from Perca fluviatilis (European perch), 2521 nucleotides. RefSeq names its product metalloproteinase inhibitor 3. Gene Ontology annotation, cellular component: extracellular matrix. NCBI's taxonomy places the organism in Eukaryota, Metazoa, Chordata, Actinopteri, Perciformes, Percidae. Gene Ontology annotation, molecular function: metalloendopeptidase inhibitor activity; protease binding. The coding region runs from base 180 to 824 and encodes 214 amino acids. The transcript has 5 exons. Gene Ontology annotation, biological process: negative regulation of endopeptidase activity; negative regulation of membrane protein ectodomain proteolysis. The record is from RefSeq and is a predicted model, not a curated record.
CUCUCCGGGAUCAGGGAGAAACGCUCAAGCGAGUCGAGAAGCAACAGCCAGAGCAGAGACUUGGACAUUACAUACCGCCUAACCUACUACUACUACUACUACUACUACUACAGCGGACCCGGCCGGACUCCAUACACACUUUAUCCCAGCAGCAUAGAGGAGUGGAAAAGUUUGGAGAAAUGCAGUCAGUGUACCAGCACCUGAUCAGCCUGCUGUUUGUCUUCAGCAGCCUGCAGGUUAUCCAGCUGACGGAGGGCUGCUCGUGCGCUCUGACGCACCCGCAAGACGCCUUCUGCAACUCCGACAUAGUGAUUCGGGCUAAAGUCGUGGGCAAGAAGCUCCUGAGAGAUGGACCUUUCGGAACGAUGCGCUACACAGUCAAGCAAAUGAAGAUGUACAAAGGAUUCGACAAAGUCCAGCACGUGCAGCACAUUUACACGGACGCUUCAGAGAGUUUGUGUGGUGUGAAGUUUGACAUCAACAAGUACCAGUACCUGAUCACAGGUCGAGUGUACGAUGGCAAGGUCUACACGGGGCUGUGCAACUUCAACGAGCGGUGGGAGCGCCUCUCAUUGGCCCAGAAGAAAGGCAUCAACCAUCGCUACCAGCUGGGCUGCAACUGCAGGAUUAAGCCCUGCCACUACCUGCCAUGCUUCGUGACCUCAAAGAACGAGUGCCUAUGGACGGACAUGCUGUCCCACUUCGGCUAUCCCGGCUACCAGUCCCGGCACUACGCCUGCAUCCAGCAGAAGGAGGGCUACUGCAGCUGGUACCGGGGCAUGGCCGCACGCGACAAAACCACCAUCAACGCCACCGACCCCUGAACCCCAAACGCACCCUGCCCCAAAUCCACUGCCGCCUCCCUGACUGCGUCCUAUCCCGAUAUCUUCUAGAGUAUUACAGGACUCUUUAAGCUCACUGGCCAGGGUGUCAGCCUCUUUAAAAGGGGCAAAAAAAGGAGAAAAGAACAAAUCCAUUACAGUGCCUGUUUCGUAGCACUUCUGAUUGAAAACAAUACCUUUUUUUUUGUUGUGCAGAUCGCCCUGUUUAACUUUAAUUUCCGCAAAUCAAAUUCCUUGCACCAAACCUUCUCUUCAGGGUCCAGUGGUUAAAAGACAGAUAUUUAUAAGGCCAAUAAGAAGUGGAAGACCUUGAUAAACCUCUAUUGGAUAUUCAGAUUUCUUUUUUUAACCGAACUGACCUCUAAACAAUUAAAAGUAUUUAAUUGGUGUUAAUUAGUGACCUGCAGUUAGCCUACUGCUAACCUAGUAUUAUGGUCAUUUUGUGCAUUGAGGCAGUUUCUUCUGAAAAGCAAGGACUGAAGGUCAGAUGAAUUUCAAUCAAUGAAAAACGAACAGCCAAUGAUCUCUAUGUACAUUUAGAUGUUAGAUUGCUACACUUGCUAGCAUUACAACAUAACAAACUUCUGCAGUUCUACACAUCAACAAUACAGAUGGAGUGCCAAUGUGAGGUUUGACCUCGCAUAAGUUAAUAUCCCUUAUAUUUUUUUGGAAAAUGGUAUUGUUUUACAGUGAAGUAUACAUAGAUUAUCUUCACAGUUUUUACUGUAACGUGUCUUUAUGGAUAGUAGUAUCUCUGCUUACCUGAAUGUUUGCAAUGUAACUCAUUUUGCAGUUAUAUCACAAACGACGUCCUUUCUGUUGAGCACUGUUGAAUAUCAGAGAAGAGCUAGAAAUCUCUGUGUUACAGUGCUAACGCAGGGACGAGCUCACUUCUUGCAGAGAUGGUGAUAUUUUAUUUUUUGCUGUAUAUAACAUAAGCUACAGAAAUGAACUAUCAACUCAGCUGAAACCUCUGUAAUACAUUUAUUUAUGUUUAUUGGAUGACACAGUAACUAUGUGGUAUUAUCUGCAAAAAAAAAGAAGAACAAAAUAUAUAAUAACAGUACAUUGCGACAACCAUCAAAUCCUGUGCAACCUUCCAGAAUGAAGGACCAGCAUUUCCAGUGGUAUGGUACUUGUGGUACUUCUGUUUGUUAGUUUGAUCAUAGUUCCCCUGACUGGUACUCUACAUCAAUCCAAUGAAAGACAAGUAUAAGCAGAGGUUUCAGACAUUGAGAUAUUUUUUAAGUGUAUAUUCAAUCUUUUUGUAUUUAACUAUUUCAAAUGGACAUUAUAUAUAUAUAUAUAUAUAUAUAUAUAUAUAUAUAUAUAUAUAUGAAAGUAACAAUAUUGUCACUAAAUUCAUUUUUCAUCACCUGUUCCUAUCUAGGGUUUUUUCUUAUUUUCUUUCCCAGUGCCAUACCUUCAGUCCAUUCCAUGAACAGACACAGAUUUGUUUCAAAGGGAGUAACAUCCCCUUCAUCACUGACACUGAGAAAAUAUUAGAUCGCUAAUGCACUGUGGCUUUGACCAAGUUGGUUGUUUUCAAAAGAGUAGUUUGACAUUUUGGGAAAUAUGCUUAUUUGCUUUCUUGCUUGGAGCUAGAUGAGCGUUUUUCCUUUACAUGGUACCUGCUCGACUCAACUCGAGUCUACUCUCCUUUUUUUGGUUUUCCAUUA